AUGAGGAUUCGUAUUAGAAAUGUUGAGCAGGUCAACCAACACCUCCGCACCGCUUAUCUGUGUAGUACUCAACCAUCAGUUGCUCCAAAAACAGUUCUAGCUCCACAGCCUAGACCAGUAAUUGUCGAUAACGGAGAGUCAAGCAGAUAUUGGGUUGAUCCAACGAACCACAUGAGACUGCCAAAAUCAUUGGCCGCUGCUCUAUAUCAAACUCAAAAUACCCUAUCAAAAAGAUCAAUUGGAAAUAUGGAGAAGCCGAGUUUUCAGCCCAAGAAAGUGCUCAUUUUGAGUAAAUUGACUAGAUAUGAAUUCGAGAAAAAAGUUCAUAAAGGGUGUGAUGAUGAUCAAUUGGCUACAAUUCUCAAAAAACGUGGAUCUGACUACAAUCGUCUUCUUUCCAAGCACAAAAUCCAUCAUUCCUAUCUGAAUACACUCCAACGGGAACUAGAAAAUGCCGGAAUCGAAUCUCGUCUCGUUCGUCGUUUUGGAUACACUCAAGAAGCAGUCGACUGGGCGGACGCCGUGUUUUCUGCUGGUGGAGAUGGAACUUUUCUGAUGGCGUCUAGCAAAGUUCGCACAAAACAUAAGCCAGUCAUCGGAAUCAACACUGAUCCUCAAGGAUCUGAAGGAUAUAUGUGUUUGAUGAGAAAACUGCCAGAGGAGAAUUUGGCUGGAGCACUGAAGAAGUUGUUCCAUGGAAACUUUGAGUGGUUGUAUCGUCAAAGAAUCCGUAUCACAGUUACUGGAGAUGAUGGAAUUAGUGAUGCAAUUGAAUUACAUGAUCAACAAUUAAAUAGGGAUCCAUCAACAGCACGCUGGACUGACAAUCCACGUAGUCCUGCUAGAGAAAUUGAUGUGGAAGAAUGUAUGUCACUGUCACCACCUGUAAAGAAAAGAAUGAUCUCUGAAUCUGACAAAGUAGUCGUACCAAUUGAAAAGGAGACUGUCGAAUUACCGGUUCUAGCUCUCAACGAAGUUUUCGUUGGUGAAAGUCUUUCCUCUCGGGUAUCCUACUAUGAAAUCGGUCUUAAUGAAGAACAAAUGCUGAAACAGAAGAGCUCUGGAAUCACAAUUUGUACUGGAACGGGAUCAACGUCUUGGCAUUUCAAUAUUAAUAAAUUAACCGAGCAAUGUGUGCAGGAUUUGAUGAAAAUUGUUGCGGAACACUGCAAUCUUCCACAAAUUCCACAUGCUGAUAAGAAUGCGGUCAGCGAGAUUUGUACAAAGUUCAAUCAACAACUCAUCUUUGAUCCGGAUAGAAGACAACUCGCGUUUUCGGUUCGUGAUCCGAUUUUCAAUGCCACGUUCCCACCAACUGAUCCACGUGGAUUUGCCGACAAAAUCCGUAUAAAAAGUCGUGGUUAUGAUGCUCAUCUUGUUAUCGAUGGUGGUAUCUCUUAUCGCUUCAAUGAUGGAUCAGAAGCAGUGAUGGAAGUUAGAGAUGAAGAUACACUACGCACAGUUGUGUUUCGAUGA
Molecule: messenger RNA, 1476 nt
Organism: Caenorhabditis remanei
Lineage: Eukaryota; Metazoa; Nematoda; Chromadorea; Rhabditida; Rhabditidae
Exons: 7
Coding region: 1-1476 (491 amino acids)
Biological process (GO): NADP+ biosynthetic process; NAD+ metabolic process
Cellular component (GO): mitochondrion
Molecular function (GO): NAD+ kinase activity
Source: RefSeq, a predicted model, not a curated record